Molecule: messenger RNA, 492 nt
Organism: Striga hermonthica
Lineage: Eukaryota; Viridiplantae; Streptophyta; Magnoliopsida; Lamiales; Orobanchaceae
Source: the annotation of a GenBank genome assembly
AUGGAGAAAGAUAACUCUCAGCCAUUAGCCACAGAGAGCUUUUCCUACAGCUGGUUGACACACAAAAAUCCAGCUUCAUCAUCCUUAGAUACUUUCCUCGGUUCGAAAUUCGCCAACACUAAUUCCGAAAAACAAAUAAGUUUCGACUUCGAUUUUUCGAUAACUUCAUCAUCAUCAUCUUCCGCCAGUUGUGUCGUUCACGCGGAUGAAAUCUUUUUCGAAGGGCAAAUCAAGCCCGUAUACAUUAAGAAAUCACAACCGGAGGCCCGAAUAACGUCUAAUAGCAUUUCGACCCCACCGACUCCGCUUUAUUCUCCGAUUUCCCCAUUCGUGUCCGAAAACAAUCUCCACACGCUCCAGAAAUGGAGAACUUCAUCACAAAAGAUUUUGCAGAAGUGUAUUGGAUUUGUGAGGCCACUAUGCAAGACGUCUUCGAGAAAGAGCAACCGAGUGGACGAUCUCGACAGAAAGAUUUUGGAUUACUUCAAUUGA